GACAAACUAGGAUUACAAAAUAAUGAUCUAAUCAUUGGUCGCACUAUUAGCAUUUCAAGAAAAUAAAACAUUAAUUUUCAUAAAAACUGAAACUAAAACGUAAAAUUACAACACUCUUUGUGCUAGAGAAACUAAUAUAUAGAGCAAUCUCUUAGCAGAGUUUACCUACCAUUCAUGCAGUAGGUAUGAAGCUCAGUUGUUGGAGCAGCAAGAUUGCAUGUUUAAGCUAACUUUCAAUUAACAAAGUGCAUUAUUACCCAUGAUAAUAAGAUCAUCAAAUGCUCUUCAAAGAACCUACGUCUAGUAGCUCACUGACAAAGGAAAAACCAGACAUGACCAGAAUUCAUAUGUUCUUGACUUUCCUUCUAAUGUUGCUGAUUUCAUCUGUCUCUACUGCCACAAACAGUAGCCAAGACAUCCUCCAAGCCACUGAGGAGAUGAGGAAAGCCAACUAUUUCACCUUUGUAAUGCUGAUUAACAUGGCCCCUGCAGACCUUAUUCAAGGAAACAUCACUUUCUUGAUGCCAAGAGACAGGACACUGUCCCAAACCUUAAUCCAAGAAAACGACGUGGAAGAUUUCUUGCUCCGGCAUUCCAUACCUUCACCGUUGCUUUUCGACCACCUCGAACACUUCCCAACAGGUUCCAUGAUACCAACUUCAAAACCUGACCUUGUCCUCAGAGUCACCAAUUCUGGAAACAUGCGUUUCUUUCUCAACAAUGCCAGAGUCAUUAGUCCAAAUAUCUGCACCAAAACUGCUUCCAUCAGAUGCCAUGGCAUUGAUCAAGUCCUGGAAGACAACACUUUGGCAUCUGAUCAUAAUGCCAGUCUUCCUGUGCCUCUGCCUAGUCAUAACGUUACGAGUCCACCUCUUGGGCUGUCUGCAUCACCUCCUGUAAUCUCACCACCAUCAGCAGCACAGCCAAUAAGUAGCAGCAUUAAUCCAAUUCCAUCAUCAUCUCCACCACUGAAAUCUGCAGCUCAAUCUGCAGUAGCUUUAAGACAAACUGGAAUAACUGGGCUUAUUUGGUUGCUGAUGGUUGUGAAGUUAUCUUUUUAA
Messenger RNA from Lycium barbarum (goji berry), 1061 nucleotides. Its product is annotated as FAS1 domain-containing protein SELMODRAFT_448915-like. Bases 279 to 1061 code for a protein of 260 amino acids. The transcript has a single exon. The record is from RefSeq and is a predicted model, not a curated record. NCBI's taxonomy places the organism in Eukaryota, Viridiplantae, Streptophyta, Magnoliopsida, Solanales, Solanaceae.